AUGGAGGAAGAAAAUAUUAAAAUAAAGGUAAAGAGUAUAGAUAACCAAGAAUGUGAAUUUUGUGUAAAAAAAAACACAACUGCAGAAGAAUUAAAGAAUAUGAUAUCAGAAAAAAAAAAUGUAGAUGUAAAUGAUAUAAGAUUAAUAUAUCAAGGUCAAUGCUUAUCGAAUACAAAAACAAUAGCUGAAUAUAAUAUCCAAAACGAUCAUAUAAUUCAUGUAGUAAUAAGAAAAAAAGAAAAUAUAAAUAAUAGUACAUAUGAAAAAAAUAAUAAAUUCAAAAAUAUAGAUCAUGAUAGUAAUAAUAAUAAUAAUAACUAUGCUAGUAGUACCACACCCAUUAAUGACCCUCUACAAUAUGGUUUUGCAUCCAGCAUAAAUUUUAAUACUACAGAUAGCAAUAGUAAUAAUAAUAGUAGCAAUAAUAAUAAUAGUAAUAGUAGCAAUAAUAAUAGUAGCAAUAAUAAUAGUAGACCAUUUGGUAACACAAAUAUACCUACAGCUAAUAUUGGAGGUGCAACACCUCUUUAUUUUACACACAUGAGAUUAACAAGAAAUGAUAAUUUAGAAAAUGAUCUAAUGAGUCAAACUAACAUGUGUUCAUUAUUAAAUGAUAUCAUGAGUCAAGUAAAUAUAAACCCGAACUUUAUUUAUGGCGCAGCAGCAUCAGCAGUUAAUUCUGUUGGAUCUGGAGAAAACUUUUUUACUGCCAAUCUUAGACCUAAUGAUGCGAAUAUCAAUAUUAACGAAUUUCGAGCUAGUAAAGAAAAAGACCAAAAUUGUGCAAAUGUUGGUAACAAACAAAAGGACAUGGAUAAAGAUGAGAUUGAAAAAGAGAAUGAAAAUGUAAGUAGCGAGAUAAAUUGUAAUGAUGUGAAAACGGGGGGCGAAAAAGGAGCCAGUAAUGAUAAUAAUGAUAAUAAUGAUGAUAAUGGCAGUGGCAAUAAUAAUGAUGCUAAUGGCAAUGGCAAUGGCAAUGGCAAUAAUAAACACUCGAGAGAAGGAAGAAAUAAAGGGAAAAGAAAUAAUAGUAGCAGCAGCAGUAGUAGUAGUGAGAAUAGCAGUUAUGAAUAUAAUAAAAAUAAGAAAGAAAGUGAUGAAGAAAAAAAAAAAAAAUUAAAAAAAAAAUUAAAAAAAAAAUAUAUGGAAAAAAUAAGAAAUAAAUAUAGUGAGAAUAUUAAUGAUAUAUAUAGUUCUUCUUACAGUAGCGAUUAUGAAUCAUCUUAUUCAGAAAUUUCUGAUAGAAAAGAAAGAGAACUAGAUGAUGAAAAGAAAAAAAGACACAAAAAUAAAAUUUUAGAAAAAUUGAGAAAAAAAAAAGAAAAAAAAAAAAAAAAAUAUUAUUAUUCUACUAAUUCAUCAUCAGAUUAUGAUAAAAAAAAUGAAAAGAAAAAAAAAAAACUAAGAAAUAAAGGCAAAUUUAUGUUUGACCCAAAUCUUUUAUAUAACCCAAAUUAUAUGCGUAACAUAUAUAGAGGUAUGUGCAAUCCUGUACAAUAUAAUACUCCCUAUAUAACAGAUAUUAACAAAGGAAAUUAUUUAAGACAAAAUACAAAAUUCAAUCACAUUUUUAACAAUAAUAAUAAUAAUAAUAGUAGUAGUGUUCUCCGAAAUGUUCCUUAUCCAUAUAUGAAUGAAAAUGAUAUUAAUAAGUCAAUGUUUUAUUAUGAUCAAAAAUAUGGAAAUAUAAGUGAAAAUGAAAAUUAUAUAAAUUUUAAAGAAGAUAUACCAUAUGAAUAUGAAAACAUGAAAAGAUUUGUAAAUAAAAAAAUUUAUAAAAGAGAAGAAUUAAAUAAUAAUGACAAAAAAAGAAUGAUAAAUAUGAAUAAAAACAUUUCAGAUGCAAAUAAUAAUAAUAAUAAUGAGGUUCUUUUUGGAAGUAACUUUUGUAAUAAGACAGAAAAUAGAAAUAUAAAUGAUGCACAAAAUUUUAUCAAAAAUUCAAACGAGGGUUUUACGGGAGGAAUGUUAAGCGGUAUAGCUGCACAAAAUAGUAACAACACAGCUACUACCACUAAUAAUAGUGGAAAUAAUGGAAAUAAUGGAAAUAAUGGCAACAAUAAUGGCAAUGGUGGCAACAAUAACAGAAGCAGUUAUGCAAAUAUAAUACCUUUUAGCGAUAUCGAAGUCGUUAGAAAUAAUUCAAUCGGAUCAAAUUCAAGAAGUGCAUUAAGCCAAGAGGAAGAAGAAUUAUCUGAAAAUAAUUUAAUAGAUGAACAGAUGAGAUCUAUUCAAAUGGCUAGUAAUAAUAGAAGACAUUUAAGAAGCACAUCAAAAUUGUUAAAUGAUGAAAAUGAUUUUGAAUAUAAAAAUAUCGAAUUAAAUAUUCCAUGGAGAAUAAUGGAUCAAUUAUUAGUUUUAUUAGAAGAAGAGACAGGAUAUAAAAGACCUAAUUUAUCAUCAUAUAUUAAUUCUUAUUACAAUACUAAUUCGAUUUAUGUAUUCUUUAAUUUAUUUGUUCAUAUUAAUAAUAUAAUAAAUAGUAUUAUAAUUCAAUUUAAUCAUUCAAAUUUUUUAAAUAAUGAUAUAUCUAUGUCAUCUUUUUCAAGAAUAAGUAUAAUUUUAUCUUUAGCUUCUGUUAUUCUAUCAAGAUUAUCUAACUUUUUUUUUGUAUUCUAUGAUAAUUUUUAUUACAAUAAUUAUGGAAGAAGUUAUAGAUAUUCAGAACCAAUUAAUCAUGAGCAUUUAAGAGAGUUAAGAAAUUUAUAUUAUUCUACUAAUAGAAAUUAUAACAUUCGUAAUUCAAAUAUUUCUAAUUUGAAUUAUGAUCAAAAUAACCAUUUUAAUAAUUAUAGAACACAUCCAAAUAAAACAAAUUUACAACAAGAAUUUGAAGAUUAUUAUAAAAAUUAUUUAAAUGGUAUUGAUAUAGAUGUAAAUAAUAAUGUUUUAUUACGAAGAGAUCAUCCAAAUUUUAAGACAAAAAAUUUCGAUGAUAAUAUUAAUAAUUAUAAAUUUAAAAAUGAACAUAAAUUAUCAAAUAAUUUUAUAGAUUCAAAAAAAAAUAAAUAUAAUAAUAAUAAAUCUACUGAUUUAAAAAGUCGUUUAAAAACAGAUAGAGAUUGGAAUACAAAUAAUCCUUUUUCCACACUUCAAAAUUAUAACAAAAAUCAUAACCCUCUUUUAUAUAUAAGUAAGACAAAAAAAAAAAAAAAUAAAAAAAAUGCAGAAAAACAAAAAAAAAAUGACAAAGAUAUUAGCAAAAACCCUAGUAUAUGCAGUUCUAAAAAUAGUCACAAUGAUAGUAGCAAACUUGGCAAUAAUAGUAGUAGCCAAUUUGGCAACAAUAAUAAUGAACCUGAAAUUAAAACUUUUCCUGAACCCAAUGUUGCAGAUUCUACUACUCAAAAUACAAAAGAUAAAGGAAAUUUUAUGAUGGAUAUUUUUAAAAAUAUCUUGAAAAAUGAAUCCGAAGAAAAAACAACAAAAAAUAAUAUUAAUGAUAAAAAUUGUUUGAAAAUUAAUGAAAAAACAAAUAAUACUGUUCCUAACACAGCUUUAGUAUGUUAUGAUAAUAAUAUGGAUGAUAUGUAUGGAACUUCUGAUGAGGAAAAAGAACAAACAAAUAAAAAUAUCAAUAAUGAAUACAAAAUAACGGAACAAAAAGAUUCUACUAAUAAUCCUUUAUCUUUUGAACAAAAUGAAAACAUACAAAAAAAUGAUGGCAAAUCAAAUGAUGGCAAAUCAAAUGAUGGUAAAUCAAAUGAUGAAAAACACAAUAGUAGUAAUGUAGAUACUCAAAAAAAUGACAAGGCAGUAGUUAAUAAUUUACCGAUCCCAAAUAUUAAUUUUGCAAAUAUUUUAAAUGACGUUCAAAAUCAGCUAGCUACUCAUAAGGCACCAGAGGCACCUCACCGCGAUAAGUUUGACGGAGUACCCGAUAAAGUCAAAGAAAGAUAUGCAAACUGGACAGAAAAUAGCCAAAUAUUUUCUGGACAAAUGAUAAAAAUAUGCAGAAACAAAAGACCACUAAGUUAUGUAUACCUCGGUGAAAAUUCACUAAACGACGAUAUUUCCUACAACAACCCAUUACCUUUUUUGUGGAAAAAAAACAUGAGCAACAUAAAUGCCAGCUUUGACCUAGAAAUCCCAGAUGAAUUGGUGGAAGCAUUUGAUAUGCACAUUUUGGAACAUGUGAAAAAAUCAAUUAAAAAUAACGAGGACUAUAAAUUAGAAAAAUUUAAAUAUCCAAACCUUUCAAAAUGCGAAGAGCUUUUUGAGGAAGCUGACAAAAAUUAG
Molecule: messenger RNA, 4239 nt
Organism: Plasmodium yoelii
Lineage: Eukaryota; Apicomplexa; Aconoidasida; Haemosporida; Plasmodiidae
Product: ubiquitin-like protein, putative
Exons: 6
Coding region: 1-4239 (1412 amino acids)
Cellular component (GO): BAT3 complex
Molecular function (GO): polyubiquitin modification-dependent protein binding; misfolded protein binding
Source: RefSeq, a predicted model, not a curated record